Messenger RNA from Malurus melanocephalus (red-backed fairy wren), 6277 nucleotides. RefSeq names its product adipogenesis associated Mth938 domain containing (gene AAMDC). The transcript has 4 exons. Gene Ontology annotation, cellular component: cytoplasm. Bases 562 to 930 code for a protein of 122 amino acids. The record is from RefSeq and is a predicted model, not a curated record. Gene Ontology annotation, biological process: positive regulation of fat cell differentiation. NCBI's taxonomy places the organism in Eukaryota, Metazoa, Chordata, Aves, Passeriformes, Maluridae.
CGCGCCCUCGCGGUGCUUCUCUGUGUUCUCUGUCCUUGCUUCUCUCCGUAGUAUUCACAAAAUAUUGUUCUCUCUCUUGUCUUACUACUAGACUCUCGUGACCUCCCAGAUUAACUGUCCCUAUAAGGCUCCCCAGCGAAAUAGGAUUGCCGAAUUCCCCAACUGUGUUUUCCUCCUUCGUGAACUUAACACUUUCCCCCUCCCUAAGCAGUUGAACUAAACUUUUCCCGUCCUUUCUAUUUGCCUUGCUCCUGUCAGGUUUUAAUCCUGACCUGCCUCUGGCUGCUGUAUCCCCUGGAAUGGGAAGUCGCCCACCUCCUAACCCAGCGCUGGAGAACCACAUUGUCUUCUGACACCUUACAGUUUGCCCAAACUUCACGUACACCGAUUUACUCUUUCACUUUUAUCCUYCUCGGUCUCAGGUUGCCCCUUGGAUUUUACGACACGUCCUUCUGCAGUGUCUCAAUAAAAUACUAUCUGGUGCACUGCGCUCAUUAACCUCUUYUAUUCCAUUUGGUGCCGGUUACCUCCACAGAAGAAAGACUUCGAUUCAACUUUGUGAUGUCUUCCCCUGAAAUUGCUUCCCUUUCAUGGGGUCACAUGAAGGUGAAAGGCUGCUCUACAACAUAUAAGGACUGCAAAGUAUGGCCAGGAGGAAGCAGAACAUGGGAUUGGCGAGAAACUGGGACUAAUCAUUCUCCAGGAGUGCAGCCAGCUGACCUUGAAGAAGUCGUCCAGAAGGGUGUUAAAACUCUGGUGAUUGGUCGUGGCAUGAGUGAGGCUUUGCAGGUUCCACAGUCCACUGUGGACUACCUGAAGAAGAACGGGAUUGACGUGCUGGUGCUGCAAACGGAGAAGGCUGUGGCAGAGUACAAUGCCCUGGCUGCUCAGGGAGUCAAAGUGGGCGGGGUUUUCCAUUCCACCUGCUGAAGCGCRGCUCCUUCCACCUUCCCGGCCCGCAGCCAAAUCACGGACACGCCUGCAUUAAAUUGCACUCAGCAGAGUAUGAAAGUGCCAAAGCAUUUGUGUGCUGACAGUCUUAACAUGCAAGGAUGGUUUAUUAGUUCAGGAUUUAAACAAAUCGAAAGCUCUCAAAAGGGGGGCUGUUAAUGUAAUUAAAUUGUUUAAUUACAGAAUAAUUUCCGUGUAUUGUUGAGAUUGAUCUAAUUUUCCUCUGAAGGCUGUCCAUACUCUUUUUAUUUAACUUUUCACCUGUUGACUAAAUCAGGAGAUUAAGUUUUGAGUACUUUUACUAGAAAAUGGCCCAAAAUUACAUUAUUGGCUCUUGAAAGGCAGCCAUAAAAUAGCUGAURAGCACAACCAAACAGUAGAUAUGAAACAAGAGUGAAGAAGCAAAUUACCACCACUGGAUAAAUAAGUUAAAAAUCAAAUAAUUUAAAAACCAUCUCAGAACAUGCAAGUUUACCUCCUGCAGGUGAUUUCAGUCAAGGUAUUUGCCAAUUUAUUAACAUCACAUAAUGUAGCACUUUUAAAUUUUUCAUUUAACCUGGAAAUGGGGAAAAAAUACCAACAGGGUACAAACACAAAACCUGGACCUUAAAGAAUGUUCUUAUUAAUUGGCAUUUUUGAGGAUUAAGUUGUCUAAUACAUAUCUAUUCAGAAGUUCCUACAUGCUUAAAAUCAUCAGAACAGUAUGCUACAAAAUUUGAGUUUGCAGCAUAAAACAUUGUUCUUUAGGAAAUCAGUCUAAAUUGCUGCUAGCAAGRUACUGCUGGCAAGGUGGGGAAGCAUGUGAGAAUUGUUACCAAUCAUAAUCUGCUGAUUUAAAUGAGCCAACCUAUUGUUACACUAAAGAUUUUAAAAGUUCUCUUGGCUGCUGUUCUUGGUGGGUUUCUAUCAAUAUUGCCAGUUGCAAGUUACCUACUGUAGAUUUUUUUUCCCACAAGGCUCACUAUUUCUUGUUCUGUGCAUAAUAAUUCUGUGUGUAUUAAUGAAAGUACCAAGAUGAGGCUGGAAAAGCCCUGAGGCAGUUGGAGCUAAACAAGCAGUAGUAGAGAGGCUUAGAUUGAUAGGAGAGCAUGAUGACUUUCCCAAGGCACACACAAUACUACGUUCUUUUUCUGUCUGUUUGCUUUAGUAAUCAUUUAGAACCUUUUAUCUGAUAAAAUACAAUGUGGUGUAAAAGCAAAGUUUUAUCUUGCAAUCUCCUAAUUACAGCAAUGCUUUCUGUUAGUAUAGCUACAUUUGAGGCAAAAUCUCAUAUAACCAGCAGAAACUACCUUUUCAGCUGURUCUGURUUCUCUGAUAUUCAGCUGGUAUAAUGCUCCUAGUAGCUGCUGUGACAUUUUUCUGAAUAAGUUGCCUGGUGUGAAGGAGAAGGUGCGAGUGUGGUGAUCCCAAGGGAAUUCCAGCAGAACGAGUUCCUACCAGCCCACAGAGUGUGGAGACUUUUUGCACUAAAUGUUGUUAUCUGAUAGUGAAGAUGGUUUGACUCUCUUGAUCCUGGUCAUGUAUUUGUGUUAUUUUAUGGCCUUUUGGGCCUUAGCGCAGCCUCUAAUAGGAAAAGGCUUUGUAAUGCUUCGGCUGAGAGGAUACUGCAGUACUUAAAAAAUGGAAAUGUUCAUUACACUGUUAGAAGUUGAGCAAACACCUUAUCUAUCUCCUCCAGGUCUGUUUUUUACUUGGGUUUUUUUUUACAUAUUUUCAUGUUAAUGUGGCACAUUAAUGGUGAUGCCACAUUCACCCAAACUGCACAGCCCAGGUUCUGCAUUUGAGACAAAUACUGUGGACUUCUCACACCGCUGUUGCUACACGAUUUGUCCUCCCAAAAGGCCAGAGCCUGUUUUGCAUUGCCAGGUGACUUUUAGAGGUGUAUCCUACCCAGCUUUGUGCUGCAGCCUCUUAAUCCUUCCCUCCAUUUGGCAAGUGGUAGGAUGCAGAAGAUUCCACUUCCAAAACAGGGAGCUGCAGUGUGCAAAGGAAUGGAUUUCUUUUCUUAAAGGCAAGCUUCUAAAUUUCACCACCACCAGUACAAAAUUUUGGUGUCAACAAGGAGAUGAUCUGCUGAAGUCUCUUCCAUCCAUGUCUUCUCUAGCUGCUCUCAUCACAGCUUCCUGAGUCAGCGCUGUCAGUUCCCACAACAGCAUCUGUUCCACUUGGGCUGCUCCAGUCACUGAUUUCCUUCUUGGUGCCUGAAAUUGCUUUGCUGGAUGGUAGAAGCAGCUGGGAUUGAUUCAUCAAAAAAUUCCAGCAGAGCUCAAACUGGUAUCUUUGUUAAAUUGCUGCUUUCAGCUAGAGCCAUAAAUAAUUUGUUAAAAUUAUGGGCACAUUGCCYAAAUCAUGGGAAUGCACUUUUAUAGGGCAGGAUUUCUCACAUACACCACUGUUCUGCCUCCCACCAGGAAAAGGAUCUCCCAGUAGGCAGUGAACUCCCACCCUGACGCUGRAAUUAAAGCUGAGCUGCGGCUGGGCUGGGAGCCAGGAAGAUUCCACCCCAGCUGCUCUGCCACCGAGUGGGUCAGUCCCAGCCCUUAUCUUUGUGAAGCAGCAUGUGCGAGCUGGCAGCCAGGAGAAACAGGCCAUAAAAGGCUCACAGACACCAAAUGCAACACGACCAGCACUUCUAAGGGAYGUUGGGCAGCAUUUGUGCAAAGCCUGGCAACCACAAGCCUUCAAACUUCCUAUUCUGAAGUCCCACUGAUAUCCCAUUAGCAAACUGUAAAGUAAAAAGACAGCUUUUUCUGCAUUCCUGGUGCCUGUUACUAAGAAUAAAAUGGAAGAUGCCAGUGAAAUAAGAUUAAAAAAGUGAUUAUAACUCAGACAAGCAAGACAGGAUUCCAGAGAAAAUGCAACUCUCCGAGCUUGAACCCAAGAUGAUGACCUGAACAGUAUGGUAAAGAGUGCAAGUCUGAUGAGGAGCGGCCUGAGGGAGCUGGGGGUGUUUAGCCUGAAGGAGGCUCAGGAGGAACUUCAUCACCCUCUACAAUUCCCUGAAGGAAGGGUGUAUCCAGUGCGGGGUCAGUAACAAGUGACAGGACAAGAGGAAACAGCCUCAAGUUGUACCAGAGGAUGUUUAGAUUGGGUAUURGGAAGACUUCCCCAAAAGUAUUGUCAGGCAUUGGAACCRACUGCCCAGGGGAGUGGUGGAGUCGCCAUCCCUGGCAGUGUUCAAAAGGUGUGUCACCUGGGGCCAUGGCUUAGUGGUGGCUGGGGUAGUGCUGAGUUUAGGGUUGGACUCAUGCAMUUUCAGGUCUUUUCUAACCUAAAUGAUUCACUGAUGUCAUACAGUCCUAAUGUAAAUUCAUGCCGUGUUGUUAUCACCUUCGCAAGAACUUGCUUUGUACUUCUGCAGUAAAUGUCCCUGCCCAUUUCCAUUCUUUUGUACUUUUUAAAAUAAGAUAGGUGAAAGCCGCACCAGGUCUGAGUUAAUGUCUCAUAAGCUUCAAAUUUGUUCCCCAUACACUUAUGCAUUAUUUUACAAGCUCUUGACUCAAUAGUUGCAUUAUUUACUUCCAGAUUUGCCUAAUGAAUUUCAAAUACUUCAGCAAUCAGAAUAUGAAUUUCCCAUUAAAAGCAUUCAAAGCUGGGUUUCCCACACACACAGAUGCCAUAUGUAAAUUAAAUCCAGCAUGUUAAAUAGGACAACACAUUUUCAAACCACUAAGCUACCCCCCUUUCAUGUGAGGUCAGCAUUUUCCUUGCUCAGCCAGAUUCUUUUCCCUCUUCCUUCUGUCUACCUAGGAGGUACAAUGCAGAGGUGAAGGGGGUUUGAACAUUGUUGGUUUCUAGAAAAUUAUUUGCCCUUCCUUUGUAGACUGCUCAAUCUGCCUGUGACUGCAGCUSUACUGGCAUGCUGUUCCUACACUUGGAACCAUCAGAGAGAACAGAAUCUCCCCGUACUUGGGUGUCUGUCAUCUGAAGUGCUCUGUUCCCCCUUCAACAGAGAUGAAAGAUGCAAAUUAUCUUUGUGCAUGACUAGAGCCCUUUGUUUUGCUUUUCAUUCUGAGAUCAAUCAUCUUAUAGGCUAUUGCAAUGCAGAAACCCAACAAUUAUCCGGAAUUAAAGGACAACGGGUGAAUGGCAUGUAUUCCUCUGAGACAACACAAAGAGCAUGAACUCUGGUAUUUUUGAGAGCAGAAAAACCUAAAUGUCUCAAACCUGGGAAUGGAAAGAAAAAGUCAACAUCUGGAUUUCAACAACUACAAUAACCCUUGGUUUUUAUACAAAUUUCCUUUCCUAUUCUCCAUGUGUUGGAACAUGGUGUGAAAUGGCCAGUCCCAAACACAAAUACAGGCUGGGUGGAGAAUGGAUUGAGAGCAGCCCUAAGAGGGCACUUACUAACACUGUGGAGGUGUUAGUGGGUGAGCAGCUCAACAGGACCCGACAAUGUGCACUGGCAGACCAGAAAAGACACAGCUGCAGGUCAAGGGAGGGGAUUCUCCCCCUCUACUCCACUCUGGUGAGACCCCACCUGAAGUGCUGCAUCCAGUUCUGCAGCCCCCAACAUAAGGAUGUUGACAUGUGGAGUAAAUCCAGAGGAGGCCAUGAAAUUGCUGAAAGGGCUGGAGCACCUCUGCAAUGGAAACAGGCUGAGAGUUGGAGUUGUUCAGCCUGGAGGAGAGAAGGGUCUAGGGAAACCUGAGAGCUCUUUCCAGAACCUGAAGGGGCUACAAGAAAGCUGGAGGGGACUUUUGACAAGGCCAUGGGGUAAUAGGUUAAGGGAGAAUGGCUUUAACCUGAAAGAGGGAAGGUUUAGAUUAGAUGAUGAAUCUGCUUGCACACGUGAAACUGAAGAAGAAGAAGCUGUGAUUUAUUCUGUGAUACAAACCAGGAAUCAGAGAAAAAUUUACAGAAGAGAAGCCAACUGUGGCAUGCCCUCAUUAGAGACUGGAAAUGCUCAUAGCAUUGCAUUUUCAGCUUGUUUUAGGCAUCUUGAAAUUACAGAUGGAAGAACUUUUCCACAGCCCUGCAGUAUUUGAUUCUCAGUGGCAACACAGAAGGCACUCACUCUUUGCCUGGUAUGUUAUAUGGAAUGAGCUCAAGGACAGCAUGAGAGGAACAAAAUAGUAGAAACUUGAUCCAAUACUUAGAAAAAGAGGGAAACAUGCCAAAAUGUUGGUAUUGAAAAUAUCUGCUGUACCUACCACAGCAUCCAUUGUGGUCUGGAGCCUAUGGAUACCAUUUAAAUUAGAAACUUGGUAGUGAGAUGACAAACUGCAAGAAAUACUGGUGAAGUACAAAAAUGAGAGGAAGAAGAAAAAGUCUGUAAUGAGCUCACUCAACUUGUCAAGUAUCUGCCCAGACACUGCUUCCUAA